Arxiozyma heterogenica is the source of this 2820-nucleotide messenger RNA. RefSeq names its product protein phosphatase regulator GAC1 (gene GAC1). Gene Ontology annotation, cellular component: protein phosphatase type 1 complex. NCBI's taxonomy places the organism in Eukaryota, Fungi, Ascomycota, Saccharomycetes, Saccharomycetales, Saccharomycetaceae. Bases 1 to 2820 code for a protein of 939 amino acids. Gene Ontology annotation, biological process: regulation of glycogen biosynthetic process. The record is from RefSeq and is a predicted model, not a curated record. Gene Ontology annotation, molecular function: protein phosphatase 1 binding; glycogen binding. The transcript has a single exon.
AUGAUAAAAUCUAUUUUAAAACAUAAGUCAGGUAUAAAAUCAAAUAAAUCUUUACCAUCAUCAUCAUCAAUCUCUUCUGCUUCUUCUUCUUCUUCUCAAAAACCCAUUUCUAAAAAUGUUAGAUUUGAUCUAUUUUCUACAACUAUAAAACGAUUUGAUUCAGAUGAUGAACCUAUCACUAUAUCAAAUGAAAGUUCUCCAAUUAUGUCUCCAAUUAUGUCCCCUAAUAUUGACGAUAACAAUAGUAGGGGUAUAUACAAUCAAAAUGAUAAUUAUUCUUAUAAUAAUCGUUAUUUAUCCUCGAAGUCUUUCCAGAAUAAUAUUAAGAACGAGCCAUGUUGGUUUAAUAAUCUAGAUAUUUUACCGAAUUUGAUUAAUUUCGAUAAAAAAUUCUAUUAUCUUUAUAAAAAAAAUAAAUCAAUUUCCUCGUCUUCCUCCAACCCUUCUCAUACUAAUAAUAAACAACUUAACACCGGAUCGAAGAGUUUUUAUAAACAAAACGAUUUGAGUUUAUCUGAUUUUGAUUUAGAUUAUGAUGACAAUGAAGAUUAUGCAUAUAACUAUGGUUAUGGUUAUGAGGGUGAAGACAACGGUGAUGAUAUAACUAUAAACAAUUUAGAUAAUAUUCGUUCUGCUUAUUUAAAUUCAACUAUCAAUAGUAAUUAUAACAGCCUCUUAGGUUAUAACAGUGAUAAUGCCACAGAUACAGAUACAGAUACUAAUACUAAUAUCAAGAACAAAAUGGCGGGUAAUGAACCCUUAAUGUAUUCAAAUGAAUUGCUUAUAUCCGAUGUCGAUAUCAAAUGGAAAUUAAUUGAUUCUAAUGUUCCAAUAAUAUCUCAGUAUUUAGAUCUUCAGAAUGAUCAAUCGAUAGAAUCCUAUUUAAAUGGUCAAAAUAUUAAACUAUAUAGAUUGGAACAGUCAGAUGUAAAAGAAAAUAGAUUAUAUGGUUACCUAAUAGUUAAUAAUAUCAACUUUGAAAAAAUUAUUGAAAUUAAAUUCACUUUCAAUAAUUGGAAUAAUAUUCAUUAUAUUAAUUCAACUUACAGAAGAUCUUUGACUUCAAAAUUCGACGAAUUCCAAUUCACCAUUGAUUUGAAUUGUUAUAAAUUUUUCUUACAAAUUAAAGAUUUGCUAAAUAAACAUAUUAAAAUUGAUUUAUGCUGUAGAUAUGAUGUUGGUAAUGAAACUUAUUUCGAUAACAAUAAUUAUCAAAAUUACACUUUAAAACUAAUUAAAGUGGAUGAUGACACCGAUAAAAAGACAAAAGAGGAUGCUGAUUUUACUAAUAGUCAUCGUGUCGAAAGUUUGCCAUUUUCAGAUACAGCAUCAUCAUUACCGUCAGGUUUAUCAUCAUCCUCUACUUCAUCUUCACAAUAUAUGGAUUCUCAACAAUAUCCUACAGAUAAUAACGUAGCACCUUUAACACUGACAUUAAACUCAUUACAAAAAAACAGCAAUGAUUAUAUCAAUUCUUAUAUCCAUAAUCCAAAAAUAAAUACAUUAAAUGACACUAAUAGAAACAUUCAAAAUAAUAGUAGUGAUAAGGGGGUAAGUGCUGGCAUUAAUAAGUCUUUAACUACUACUGCUAAUACCACUACAAACAACCACCAAUACAAUCAUCCAUUUUUAGUCAAUAACAAAUAUAUUGUUCCAAUGACAUCUAGACAAUUCAUGAAUAAUAGAUAUAUGGGCCAUUCGAGAACAUUUAGUGAAGAUACAGAUUAUUACAAUACAUCACCAUUAAAACAUCUCUAUCAUAAUGAUACUUGUGAAUUUGUAAAGAAACCAGCAACAAUAAAUGAGGUCUUAAACAUUGAGACUAAUCCAUUACCACUGCCAGAUACACUGCCAGGCCCUUCUAUUGCAAUGAAAAAAAUCCAUAUAGAUUUGUUAGAUCCUUUAAAUAAACAAUCUAAUACUGUUACAACAUCAGAAAUUAAUGAUAAGAAUCAAUCUAGAGGGUCUCAAGAAAAAGACAAACAAAAAGACACUACACCGCAUUUAACACAUCCAUUAGAAGAUAGAACAUUUUCUAAUUCAUCUCUAUCAUCUACAAAUUCAUCGAUAUCUUUUUCUUCAUUCCAAGAUGACAAUUUGACUGCUAAGAAGAAAAAUUCAUCGUUAACAUCUUCUACACUAUCAUCUGAUUCUGUAUCUAUUCCACAUGUAUCUGUGUCUUUAGAUAAAAAUAGCUUUAUGCCAAAUAGUAGUACAACCAUUAAUGCAAAUAAUAGUAUUAUUGAACUGAAUUCUACCAAUUUGAGUAAAAACGAAGCAAAUUGUUCCAUUAAUUAUAUGAAUCCUCCAUCUAAUUUCAUAUCAAGACAAAAUAGCGGAUUAUCAUCUAGUUCAUCUUUAAUAAGUGAUAGUAUGAAAGAUUUUUUUGAUAUUCAACAUCCAACCAUAGAAUACUUUAACAAUAACUUGACAGUUCCUUCUACCUCAUUGAAUUCUAAACAUAUACUGAAUCAACAAGAUGAAGUACAAAGUGUUGGAACAGAUACAACUUUUAAAAAUCCCUCAACCAUAUUCAAUAGUAAUAAUAACACAAAGAUCAAUGAUAAUAUAAACAUUGAUCAAAUGAUGAACAAUUCAAAAAAUUGUAAUUUAGCUACCGAUAAAACUAAUCAAUGUAUUUUUCAUUCAAAUAAUAAUUCUAACUCUAUGAUACAAAGCAAUUCUUUUAAAAACGUGGAUUAUCAAAAAUUACUACAAUCUUAUUGUUUUUAUACAUCACCACCCCCAGAUAAAGAUCCGAUAUCAAGCUUUUCAGAGUUAAGUCCAUCUUCAUCGCCUGGGUCCACCUUAUAUUUAUAA